Messenger RNA from Olea europaea var. sylvestris, 743 nucleotides. RefSeq lists its product as uncharacterized. The record is from RefSeq and is a predicted model, not a curated record. NCBI's taxonomy places the organism in Eukaryota, Viridiplantae, Streptophyta, Magnoliopsida, Lamiales, Oleaceae. The transcript has 2 exons. Bases 86 to 565 code for a protein of 159 amino acids.
UUUCUCUUCUCAUUCGUCUUUAAUUUUCAUUAUUGAAUUAGUUCCCACCCCACCUGCACCCUGCUAUAUAUCUCCCCAGUGUAAAAUGAAUGAGUGCUAUUUCCAUCCUGAAGAGUUGGUUGUGGGGGUUUGUGCAUUGUGCUUGAAUCAAAGACUUUUAGUUUUAGCUUCAAAGCAAGACCAAACAACUCAUACAAAGAAACCUUCCAUAUCCCUGCCAAAGAUUUUUACAAUCAGUGGUGUACUAAAUGGCCAAGAAAUCAGACACCUCAAAUCCCAGGAUUGUAUCAGUUCCUCCAGCAGUCAAGAAGACUCCUUUAUAUCAAUCAAAUUUGAAGACAAUGGUGUUGCCUCUUGGGACGAGAGCACAACCAAGAAAACAAAGUGUGUAGUAGAGCAAGCGAAACCACGUAGCACGCUAAUGUGGCGGAAGCGGAUUGGGCACCUCUUCCAGCUCAGCAGAUGGAGGAGGUCUAGUAAACACAGUGUGGGCACAAAGUUAGAAGGGGCAAAGGUUAGAUAUGGAUGGAUAAGGGCCCUUGCAAAGAGGAGGACCAAAGAAUAAAAGGUUUGGACAGAAAGAGACAAGCUUGUCCACCACUACUUCCAGAUUUGUGUGUAGGAUUUGAAGGCCUAGUGUGAAUGGAAAGUGAUCAUACAAUAUAUGAAUGAGAUGGUACAGCCAAAUUUUCUACCUUAUCAUCAAUUCCCCUGCCAAAUGUAUAAAAUGAUUUUAGUGUUGA